AUGCUUUCCCGACGCAUUUUCACGCCGCAGGGCCAAGUGGCCAAGCCCUUCCAUCUCGUCCCUGAUGGCCUUGGCGCACUCCCAACAUUGACACAGCUACGUGUGGACCCGAGCUUUAGCGACACUCCCACUUCUCCCUCAAUCCUCGCCGCCACUUGCAGGAUCUCAAUCAUGGGCAGAAUCAACGACAUUUGGCACUCUUAUUCCGCUGCUGAGAAGCGCAAUAUUGCCUUCUACAUCGCUGGUAUCAUGAUGUACAAGCUCGGUUUGGAGUUCUUCAAUGGCUCCAUUACAACGCUAGCCACCGAUCGCUUCAAUGCUGCGAACACGUUCACAAAGCUUGGUGCCGCUCAGGGCGUGAAUCAAGCUGCACAGUGCGUUGGUGCCAUCCUCAUCGCCCCUCUCAUCAAGAAGUGGCCCACUCGCUCCGUCCUAUCGGGAGCCAUCUUCAUGUUCGCCCUCAUGACGGUCAUCCUCCUGAUCGUCGAUGCUGCCACCGGUGGACGGAUGAAGCCUGUCGGCGCAAGGACCCCAGACUACGGCGACUGGAAUCCUAAUCUUAUUUUCGUCGUUUGGACAUUGGCCGGUAUUUCUUAUGGUAUGGUGGAGCUUAUCCGUCGUGUCAUCCCUGCGGAUAUCGUUGGCGGUAACGUUGGCAAGCUUCGUCGCAUGGACGCCACCGUCCACAUCUUCUACGAAGUCGCUGGAACCUCCGGCGCUUUCGCUUCUUCCUCCGCUAUCAGCCGAUUCGGCAACAACUACAGCUUCUUCUUGACGCCGAUCUUCUUCGUCGCCGCCGGCGGUCUGUGGCUCGUUAUCAGCACUUUGAGUUUCAAGAGCGCCGAGGAAAUUCAGGCUGAGCUCGAGCAAGCCGGGCUCGCAGAGGUCGAUGGAAAGAGGAGGGCCUCUAACAACUACUUUGUUCAGAUCGGUUGGGGCGCUGUCGGCUUCGCUGAGUCGGUCUAUGUCGGCGCUAAGCUCGUCUUCAUGAACAGGCGCUUCAUCUGGCUCUUCCCAUCCUAUGCUGUCGCUCUCUACAUGCACAGAUUCCUCGAGAGCUCCCUCGGAGCUGCUUUUGCCAAACGUGUCCUCGGCGUCUCCGCUUGGAGUCAGAUCAUUGUUGGUGGUUCCAACUUUGGCGAGCUGCUCGGCGCACUCGCUGUCUUGGUCCUCUCCGACGUUGUGACCACUCCCCUUCCCUGGUUACGCUUGGACGCCCUAGCUCUCAACAUCGUCUGGGUCCUUCCUGCCUUCGCUCGCGUAGCCACCCACAACGUUUCCUGGGCAUGGAAGGUCGCUGGGUGCUUCAUCCCUGUCUCCUUUGGUUGGGCUGCUGGUGAUGUUUCUCUCGCUGCCUACAUCCAAUCUGCUCUUUCGGACUCCCAAUUCACCCACAUGAACGUUUCCGCCCUUGGCGCUGUCAUGGCCUUCCUGUACUCGACGUACAUCGUCCUCAACGCCGUCUUCUCUUCCGUCCUUGGCAGGGUUAUCGAUCACGACUUCCGCGAUAAUGGUAACAUCAUCCGCUCGCUGAGGACCGUCGGAGGUGUUCACUUCUCCGUUGCCUCUGCCGUCAUCUUCGCCUCUACAUUCAUCCCUCGGGGUGCCUUCGCCUUCAACCCCAAAGCCAUCGGCAACGUCGGCCUCCACGCGCCAUCGCACGCGCACGGUGCCUCCUCAGAGGAGCAAGACUCUGAGGAUGAGAAGGACCUCAAGAAGGUUCAACAACCCACCUCGGAGCUUACCGAGCUGGAGAAGGGUCGGUCAUAA
Cyclocybe aegerita is the source of this 1770-nucleotide messenger RNA. The record is from the annotation of a GenBank genome assembly. Lineage: Eukaryota; Fungi; Basidiomycota; Agaricomycetes; Agaricales; Hemipholiotaceae.